AUGCGUUCACAGGCCAUCACCAUCACCCUUCAGGUCCUGGGUGGGUUCGCAGCCGCCGGCGCUGGGACGGCGCGUCCCUUGAUGGCCGUCCUCUUCGGCGACUUAGUCAAUCUGUAUAACAGCAAGAGAGGGGAUGAGGGACUGGCGCAUUUGAAGCACGAAAUCAACAGCAAGGUCCUUCUACUUCUGUUCGUCUUCAUCGGGCAAUGGAUUCUCGUGUGCGCAUACGGCAUUCUGUUCUCUAUUGCGGCGAUGCGUUACACUAUGCGGAUGCGGGCGCUGUACCUCAAGGCCGUCGUGUCCCAGGAUAUCGAGCAGGUCUCCGAAUCGAAUGCGGCCACCGACCUAUCCGUGAAUGCUAGCGUCAUUGAGGACGCGCUUGCGGAGAAAUUUGGAACGAUCCUGCAGGCGGCGUCAACGGUCAUAACUUCAAUGGUUAUCGCCUUCUACUGGAGCUGGCGGCUCACACUGGGCUUGGUUUUCGUGAUCGUGGUCCUGAUACUGAAGGAUGUCAUCACUGCGACGAUCGAUGCCAGGCUGGAACGGCGCAUCCAAGCUGUUGAAGCGGAAGCAACGAUGCUGGCCGAGGAGUGUAUCAGCGGCAUCCGCACGGUGACCGCAUGCCGGGCGAGCUCGAAGUUUGCGAGUCGUUAUGCAGACAUCCUGGACAAGGCUAAGAAGACCGCAUUCCUGAAAAGCCCUGUUGUGGCAUCUCAGUACGCCAUCACAUACUUUGCCGUCUUGUCCGCUUACGCAUUGGCUUUCUGGUACGGAACGCGAUUGUUGAGGAAAGGAGAAAUCGACAGUGGCGGAGCCAUUUGCAUCGUCCUUAUCUCCUUGAAUACCGGCAUGAAUGCACUGCGGCUACUUCUGCCACUGUACGGCGUUGUAUCCAAGGCUAGAGCUGCGCACUCAUCGCUGAAAUCGGUGAUGAACACGCAAGCGAGACUGGAUCCUUUCUCGAAGGAGGGAACGCCCCUCAAUGCGUUAUAUUCACGCAUUGAGUUCCAUGACGUAGACUUCGCGUAUCCAAGUCGUCCGACCGUGAAAGUACUCAACAAGCUCAAUCUCACAUUUGGGGCAGGAAAAAUUACCGCAGUGAUCGGUCCCAGUGGUUGUGGCAAAAGCUCAAUCGUCGCUCUGCUAGAACGCUUCUACAAUGCAUCUUCUGGUCACAUCAGAAUCAAUGGAGCGGGAAUCGAAAGCUACAACGUGAAGUCGCUCCGGAGCAAUGUCAGAGUUGUGCAACAAGAUGCAGUGCUAUUCAAUGACACCAUCUUUAACAAUAUUGCCCAUGGCCUAAUCGGUAGUCCGUACAAUGACUUGUCCGACAGAGAGAAACGCAGGCUCGUUAUAAAAGUUUGCAAGGAUAUGCAGGCCCAUGACUUUAUCUCUCAAUUGCCGGACCGCUAUGAUACGAUCGUUGGCAACCGUGGCAGCCUUCUCAGUGGCGGUCAGCGACAGCGCAUUGCGAUAGCACGCGCUAUUAUCUCGAAUCCUGUCAUACUCAUUUUCGACGAGGCGACAUCGGCUCUGGAUGCCGACUCUGAACGCCUUGUGCAAGCCGCCAUUGACAGAGUCUCUCGAGGCAGAACUACGAUCAUCAUAGCCCACAAGCUUGCAACGGUGAAGCGCGCCGACCGGAUAGUGCUGAUGAAAGACGGUUCUGUGUCUGAAGAAGGCACGCACGAAUCCCUGCUCCGGACGAGCGAUGCCUAUGUCAAGAGCUGGAUGGCGCAAAACCUGGCCGCUGAAGAACGCUCGACGGAAAAUCAACGAUUCUCCGAUGGGUCUCGCACAUCCGACUCAGUGGCUUCUAGCGCGGAAAAGUUCAAGGAGUACCCAGAAAAGGAACCGCAGAGCGUUCAAGAGGACGAUGCAGUUAUCGACAUGACACAGGAUCACCCGAUAUCCUUCUUUCACUCUGUCCGAUACAUUGUUUCGGGAAGCAGAGCACUGCAAUAUGUCUGCGCCGCAAGCAUGAUCGUGUGCGUCAUCACCGGAGCCAUCUAUCCCCUACAAGCGAUCAUUUUCGGCAACGAUGUUGUCUCGUUCCAAAUGCCCGAGUCGGAUAUGGUGCGAUCCAUCAACUUCUGGUCUCUUAUGUUCUUCGUCCUUGCGCUGGUCUCCCUGUUUGCCUUCUUUGCCCUUGGGUCCCUCUCUUCCAUAGCAGGAACCAUCACUUCACGUGUGCAUCGCGAGAAAUACUUCCGUGGACUCAUCGCACAACCUAUGGCUUUCUUUGAGAAGACCACGCACACGCCUGGCUUCCUAGUAACGGGUCUUUCGUCACACCCCAGUCACCUCCAAGGGUUCGUCGUUAUCCUAAGCUCGCUUGCCGUCACUACAGUCAACUUGAGCUCGGUUUCUGUGCUCGGCCUUAUCGUUUCCUGGCGAUUCGCUCUAGUAGCUAUCUUUGGAGCCGUCCCAAUCAUCUCCAUAGCUGGCUUCCUGCGCAUACAAUCCCAGUCAAGGAAGAGCCGAAGCCUAUCAGACCCGCUCUUAGAUAGUGCACAGUAUGCGGCGGAGGUGAUCGGGAAUAUUCGAACGGUAUCUUCCUUCGCCAUGGAGGCUGAGGUGUGCAGCAUGAUGGCCCGGAAGAUGAAUAUGUCGCUGCGGCCGUUCUACAAGAACACAUUUGUUACUAUGCCACUUUUUGCGUUUUCGCAUAGUGGCAAUAUGUUAGGAGUUACAUUUUCUUUUUGGUAUGCCGGGACUCUUCUCGUGCAGCACAAGAUAAGUGCAUUGGACUUGUGGAUUAUCUAUUUCGGGAUAGUCACUGGCGCUGAAGCGACUAGUGAGUUCUUUGCUAGCGCAAAUAGCAUCAUCCACGCCCGUUCGUCCUGUAGUCGAAUAUCUAGCAUCUCUUCCGCAUCAACCAAUCGGACAACCAGCCCCAAGCCCCUACAAUCCGAAAAACCAGUCUCCAGCUCCAUAACCUUCGACCGUGUCUCCUUCUCCUACCCCAACGUCCCCGAUAACCCCAUUCUACACGAAAUAUCCUUCCAGGUGCCGCAUGGCCAAACCAUCGCCAUCGUCGGGCCCUCGGGCUCUGGCAAGUCCACCAUCAUCUCUCUGCUCGAGCGCUUCUACCAGCCAAGUCUCGGCCAGAUCCGCAUCGGCGGCGUCCCCCUAGGCGACACAGACAUCGACACGUAUCGCGACCACGUCUCGCUCGUGUCGCAGGACACGCAGCUCUUCAAGGGCACCGUGCGCGACAACAUCCUGCUCGGCGUCCCCACAGGCGAGGAAUCCGAAGAAACGAUGUUGAAAGCGGCGCGGGAAGCGCACAUCCACGACUUCAUAGCCAGUCUACCCGAAGGUUACGACACGCCAUGCGGACACAAGGGCUCCUUGUUUAGCGGCGGGCAGCGCCAGCGUCUUGCGAUUGCGCGCGCCCUGGUGCGGAAUCCGAGUAUACUUCUGCUAGAUGAGGCGACGAGCGCGCUGGAUACGGAGAGCGAAGGAGAGGUCAAGAAGGCGCUGCGCAAUGCGAGUGUAGGGCGCACGACGGUGGCGGUUGCGCACCGUCUGAGCACUAUUCGCGAUGCGGAUUGUAUAUACGUCCUUGCGGGGGGACGCAUUGUGGAGCGGGGGACGCAUGGGGAGUUGUCGAGGGCGAGGGGCGUGUAUUGGGGGAUGUGUCAGAGGCAGGAUAUAGAUUAG
This is a messenger RNA of Trematosphaeria pertusa, 3666 nucleotides long. Its product is annotated as ABC transporter-like protein. Gene Ontology annotation, cellular component: membrane. The record is from RefSeq and is a predicted model, not a curated record. NCBI's taxonomy places the organism in Eukaryota, Fungi, Ascomycota, Dothideomycetes, Pleosporales, Trematosphaeriaceae. Gene Ontology annotation, molecular function: ATP binding; ATP hydrolysis activity; ABC-type transporter activity. The coding region runs from base 1 to 3666 and encodes 1221 amino acids. Gene Ontology annotation, biological process: transmembrane transport. The transcript is spliced from 6 exons.